UCGCUGAAAAAAAACUCUACUCUUCGGUACAUACUUUAUUCACUGGGUGUGGUUUUAAGAGCCGACGCCGUUAGCCAGGAAACGGAGAUAUAUAUCCUCCCAUUACCUGGAAACCAUAUAUUUAUAAAAGUUACACUUCUAUCCAAGACGCAAAAUACAUAGACAGACAGAGACAUCCAAAGGAAAGAGGGAAGAUACAUACGUAUAACCGUAAAGUACUUUAGGGGCUGUCGAGGCCAGUUUCCUUUCCGCGUACUCUGUCUGAUGGAAAAAAGUUUUCGUUGAAGAAUCAGUUGUGUCGCCAGUUACUGAGGAGAAAAAAAAGAUCGAAAAUGCCGAAAACUAUCAGUGUGCGAGUUACUACAAUGGAUGCAGAGCUGGAGUUUGCCAUCCAGCCUAACACCACAGGCAAACAGCUUUUUGAUCAGGUGGUGAAGACAAUCGGACUUCGAGAGGUCUGGUUUUUUGGGCUGCAGUACCAGGACACAAAAGGCUUCUCCACCUGGCUGAAACUCAAUAAAAAAGUCACUGCCCAAGAUGUGCGCAAGGAAAGUCCCCUGCUGUUCAAAUUCCGGGCCAAGUUCUACCCUGAGGAUGUGUCCGAGGAGCUGAUCCAGGAGGCCACACAGCGUCUGUUCUUUCUGCAGGUAAAGGAAGGGAUCCUCAACGAUGACAUCUACUGUCCACCAGAGACUGCAGUGCUGCUGGCCUCCUAUGCUGUCCAGGCUAAGUAUGGAGACUACAAUAAGGAAGUCCACACAACUGGAUAUCUGUCCAAUGACAAGAUCCUUCCCCAGAGAGUCCUGGAGCAGCACAAGUUUAAUAAGGAGCAGUGGGAGGAGAGGAUCCAGGUUUGGCAUGAGGAGCACAAGAGCAUGCUCCGAGAGGAUUCCAUGAUGGAGUAUCUGAAGAUUGCUCAGGACCUUGAGAUGUAUGGCGUGAACUACUUCAAUAUCAAGAACAAGAAAGGAUCUGAGCUGUUCCUGGGAGUAGACGCUUUAGGGCUCAACAUUUAUAAGCAAGAUGACAAAAUGACACCAACCAUUGGAUUUCCAUGGAGUGAAAUAAGAAAUAUUUCCUUCAAUGACAAGAAGUUUGUUAUCAAACCAAUAGACAAAAAAGCGCCAGACUUUGUCUUCUAUGCCCCACGUUUGCGUAUUAAUAAGCGAAUCCUGGCCCUCUGUAUGGGGAACCACGAACUGUACAUGCGACGGCGCAAACCUGACACUAUUGAGGUGCAACAAAUGAAGGCUCAGGCCCGGGAAGAAAAGAAUCACAAGAAAAUGGAAAGGGCGCUGUUGGAGAAUGAGAAGAAAAAGCGAGAACUGGCAGAGAAGGAAAAGGAAAAGAUUGAGAAAGAAAAAGAAGAGCUGAUGGAGAAACUGAAGCAGAUUGAGGAACAAACAAGGAAAGCUCAGCAAGAGCUGGAGGAGCAGACAAAACGUGCUAUAGAGCUGGACCAGGAACGAAAGCGGGCCCAUGAAGAAGCCGAACGCCUGGAGAAGGAUCGCCAGAUGGCAGAGGAAGCCAAGAUGACCCUGCUGCAGCAGGCUGAAAGCCAGAUGAAAAACCAGGAACAUCUGGCUACUGAACUGGCUGAACUUACUUCCAAGAUCUCACUUUUAGAAGAUGCAAAGAAGAAGAAGGAAGAUGAGGCCCUUGAAUGGCAACAGAAAGCUACUACGGUGCAGGAAGACCUGGAGAAGACCAAGGAAGAGCUGAAGAACAAGGUGAUGGCUGCCCACGUGCAAGAACCAGUCCAUGCUGAGAAUGAGAAUGACGAGGAUGAUGAGAACAACGCCGAAGCCAGCGCUGAACUCACAUCUGCUGCAGCCUACAAGGACCGUAGUGAGGAAGAACGCAUGACAGAGGCUGAGAAGAACGAACGCGUGCAAAAGCACCUACUGGCUCUUAGCUCAGAGCUGGCCAACGCACGGGAUGAGACAAAGCGAACACAGAAUGACAUGAUCCAUGCAGAAAACGUGCGAGCAGGUCGGGACAAGUACAAGACCUUGCGGCAGAUCCGGUCAGGCAACACCAAACAGCGUAUUGAUGAGUUUGAAUGCAUGUGAUGCGUUUUGGUAAACAGAAUUGCUGGAACCACUACAGGGGAAUUAAAGGUGCCUUUUCCAUUUCACUUCAAACCUGCUUUACACAAGAUAUCUUGUAUUCUACAAAUAGGGAUAAUGCCGGACUAUCAAAACAAUCAAAUAUAAUGUUAUCAUGUUUGAAUACCAUUAUGUUCUUAAAUUCCUUGUGUAAGGUUCAAAGUACAUUCACAAAGUAUAAAAUGCAGAAUUAUUUGUUUAUUGCUUGGGUCCCAGUUAUCGCUAAGUGAUCAAGAAUUCAAAAUUUUUAUGUAGAGGUAACUUGUUAAAUACAGUGAAACUCAGGUGCAAUUAAAAUGUUAAAAUUACCUCAUUCUUCAAGGAAAGCUUAAAUCCAAAUAAUAAUAUGAAGACUCCUACUAGUAGUUUUUAAUUGUAAUUUGUACAAAAACAAAAAUAACAAUCUAACAAAGAAGCAGGUUUGUUGGUUUUCUGGAUGGCCCUCCACUGUUAGUCAUUUCAGUAAAUAAAAUUUCAGCAUCUUUAGUUUUGUCCUAUUAUAAAUUUUAAGCUUUUAAACGUUCACCAUUUAAGCAGGUGGAAUCAUUUGUUUAAGCACACUUUUUUUUUCUUUUUAAAGCCUUACAAAAAAAAUUAUGUGCGGUAAUGUUUGUCAAAAGAAUAACAAACAAAAAUUAAAAAGUCAAAUUCUGGGAGGCUGCAGUUGUUUUUUCCCCCUUUUUUGUAGUUGGAGCCACAUAUCUAAUUAUUUCUUGUAUUGAGUGCAUUUAUGAAUAGGAGUAGCUGGAACUAAAUAAGUUUUUUAUCUAACAGUUGAAUGUUUAGUUUCUGUUUUUAGAAAGCCUUAAUUUAAGCUUAGUGUAUCAGGGAUCUCAAACUCAGAUCCGAACAACAGGCCUGCUGUUCAGUUGCAGAACAUCAUGAUUGGGGUUGUGAAUGGCCUACUCAACAACUGUUAAUUGCAUCAUAAUAAAUCCAUCUGAGAUAUUUAUUUUGUCAUUGUAUCGUUUUAUUUCCAGACACACAAUAAAAUAUAAAAUUAAUUGAAUGCUGAAAUAAUUCACCAUCAGCCCUGAUUAAAACACUUCAAAUGACUUCUGCAGGAUACCAUUUUCACUAAAUUGAGUUUGAGACCCCAGAAUUAUGGCAGAUUUUUGGUUAUUGUGCUGACUUAAUUAAGCCACAAAAUGAUUUAUUACUACUGUAAAAGUUGCUGUGUAGCUUUUGUUAAUUAAAUUUUAUUAAAGUUGGAUGUCAUUUGGGUAAAAAGAUGUUGAUAUUGCAUUGUUCUUUGUAGCACAGAUAGACUCUCAAUAAAUUACAAGUUGGCUGCUUGAUUUUUUUUCAUUUAAACUGUUAAAAUAAAGUUUAAAAAUACAA
Messenger RNA from Brienomyrus brachyistius, 3449 nucleotides. RefSeq names its product moesin a (gene msna). Gene Ontology annotation, molecular function: actin binding; cell adhesion molecule binding. Bases 333 to 2072 code for a protein of 579 amino acids. The record is from RefSeq and is a predicted model, not a curated record. The transcript has 13 exons. Gene Ontology annotation, cellular component: plasma membrane; adherens junction; filopodium. Lineage: Eukaryota; Metazoa; Chordata; Actinopteri; Osteoglossiformes; Mormyridae. Gene Ontology annotation, biological process: regulation of organelle assembly; regulation of cell shape; positive regulation of protein localization to early endosome.